Mobula hypostoma (lesser devil ray) is the source of this 1089-nucleotide messenger RNA. RefSeq names its product homeobox protein Hox-A10-like. Gene Ontology annotation, biological process: regulation of transcription by RNA polymerase II. Lineage: Eukaryota; Metazoa; Chordata; Chondrichthyes; Myliobatiformes; Myliobatidae. The transcript has 2 exons. Gene Ontology annotation, molecular function: RNA polymerase II cis-regulatory region sequence-specific DNA binding; DNA-binding transcription factor activity, RNA polymerase II-specific. Bases 43 to 1011 code for a protein of 322 amino acids. Gene Ontology annotation, cellular component: nucleus. The record is from RefSeq and is a predicted model, not a curated record.
CCACCCCCCAUCUACUCCGGCUCAACAAUUUCAACGGCAACUAUGUCAUGUUCGGAGAAUUCUGCAUCCAGACCGUUUUCAGUGAGUGCUUUAAUCUGCUCCGGCCAGGCUCAGCCUUACUGCCCCGGGGGUUAUUUGUCCCCUCGGCUAGACCGGGGCUACGGUGCGCCGAGCUGUCAUCCAAAAGACGCCGGGAUGAGCCAACAGCAAGGUUUCAGUCUGGUUCCACAUCAGUACGUGCCAGGCAUGGCGGGGUGGGCGACGCCACCUCCAUCGGGCCACGCAAGCCGACUUCAACAGCUGGGUGCUUAUUCCUACCCCUCUGGCGUGAAGGAGGAAGCCGGCUAUUGUGUAUUAGACGGGGACAAACACCCGAAGGCGGCCGCGGAGGUCUCCGUGUACCCGAGAGCGGUUUCCGAAACGUGCACCGGCGGUGGCGGCAGGGCCCCGGCCAUCCCCGUCUAUUUUCGCUCCGAACCGAGCUACGCACCCAACAAGCCGACGGAUUACAACCCGCCGCAGCCGGCCUCCGCUCCCUGCCCGGUUCCGGCCAACGCCGCCUUCGCUCGACCCUUCGCCACUUCGUCCUCGUCGGAACCAGGUGAAAGGCCCCUGAAAGUGAGCGACGCAGGCGACCCCGGGAAGCUCAGGGAGGGCAGAGGGUGUGACUUUGUACCCGAUGCGCCCACUUUAGAAUUUCCUGCCGCCGAUCGAGCUCUCCACAAGAAACAAACUAAAGAAAGCCCGAAGGCCGAGAAUACGAUAAACUGGAUGACGGCAAAGGGGGGACGGAAAAAACGUUGCCCCUACACCAAACAUCAGACGCUGGAGCUGGAGAAGGAAUUCCUCUUCAACAUGUACCUGACUCGAGAGCGCCGCCUGGAGAUCAGUCGCAGUGUGAACCUUACCGACAGGCAGGUCAAAAUCUGGUUCCAGAACAGAAGAAUGAAGCUGAAGAAGAUGAGCCGAGAGCACAGAAUUCGGGAAAUAUCGACUGCGUUUCCCAUCUGAUGAAGCCGUUGUGAUUUUCUUUUCUUUUUCAAUUUAAGGACGAGACGGUGGAUGAUCUCGUUGUGGAAAUCCGAAUGC